UAUUACCACAAACGUAACUUUCACAUUUGUGUUUCAGGAAAACCAGAUGCCUCUACUGAGACUCUUCUGGAUCAGGAAUGUGUAAACCCCAUGAGUUUCUCAAGCCAGCUAGAAGACUCUGGAUGUGAUGUCUCUAAUGACUAUGCAUUCGAUUCUUUAGGCAUAGCUUCUGAUUUUCACCUAUCUGAGCGUAAUGCCAACACUUCUAAAUGUUGGUUGGAAAGAGCUCCUCCAUUGAAUCUUUGCUGUUCUAGCAAGGAGGAACCUCUGACAGCUCCAGUGCAGUUUUUGCAAAAUCUGCUUGAAAUAAGAAAACUGUCAGAAGGAGGAAUUCUUCAAGCAGACUUCACAGAGCUUGAGAAUGAUUCUUUCACUGUGUGCAAUUCAGUGUCUCAGUUGCUCGAUGGACUGACUGUUUUUUACAAGAGUCCUAAAUUUCCAGUUUCGAAUUUUCUUACUGAAGCGGUUUGUGUUUUGAUCAGUUUAAUAACUGAUACUAGAUUAUCUAAUCAUGUUUUGAAGAAGUGUUUCAAGAAGCUGGAAGAGUUUAAGAAAAAUCUUAUUCAGAUUAUUUUAAGAAACAGCAGCGUGAAUAGGGUAAGUUUAAAACAUCUUUCAUCUUUCCCGCACUAUUUCAGUAUACUGUAA
Messenger RNA from Tauraco erythrolophus (red-crested turaco), 648 nucleotides. The record is from RefSeq and is a predicted model, not a curated record. Lineage: Eukaryota; Metazoa; Chordata; Aves; Musophagiformes; Musophagidae.